This is a messenger RNA of Lacerta agilis (Sand lizard), 2000 nucleotides long. Its product is annotated as kelch-like protein 32. The transcript is spliced from 10 exons. Gene Ontology annotation, molecular function: protein binding. Bases 20 to 1882 code for a protein of 620 amino acids. NCBI's taxonomy places the organism in Eukaryota, Metazoa, Chordata, Lepidosauria, Squamata, Lacertidae. The record is from RefSeq and is a predicted model, not a curated record.
AGAAGGGCAAAGCUGAAGGAUGCCGUCUGAGGUGUGCCUCAGUUUUCAAGAUAUGCUGACUGGCCAGCGGCUUUGCCAGUCUAGUUCUCAUAAUGAUGCUGUCUUGGCUGCUCUGAACCAGCAAAGAAGUGACGGGAUUCUCUGUGAUAUAACUCUUAUAGCGGAAGAGCAGAAAUUCCAUGCCCACAAGGCAGUCCUAGCAGCAUGCAGUGACUACUUCAGAGCGAUGUUUAGCCUUUGUAUGGUUGAAAGUGGCGCAGAGGAGGUGAAUUUGCAUGGCAUCACAAGCAUAGGCUUAAAGCAAGCUCUGGACUUCGCGUACACUGGACAGGUACUCUUGGAACCAGGUGUGAUUCAAGAUGUGCUUGCUGCAGGCAGCCAUCUGCAGCUGCUGGAAAUGCUUAGUUUAUGUUCUCACUAUCUUAUCCAGGAGUUAAAUAGCUUUAAUUACUUGGACCUAUAUAAACUUGCUGACCUAUUUAACCUCACUUUACUGGAAAAAGCGGUGGUUGACUUCUUGGUGAAACACCUAUCUGAGCUACAGAAGAACCACCCAGAAGAAGUCCUGACGCUACCAUACUGCCUCAUCCGAGAGGUCUUGAAGAGUGACCGACUCACGUCAUUGAGCGAAGAACAAAUUUGGCAGCUAGCUGUGAGGUGGCUAGAACACAAUUGCCGUUACCAAUACAUGGACGAACUUCUCCAGCAUAUUCGGUUUGGGCUUAUGGACGUGGACACUUUGCAUACAGUAGCCCUCUCUCACCCUCUUGUCCAAGCUAGUGAAACCGCAACAGCACUGAUCAAUGAGGCCUUGGUAUAUCACCAGAGUAUCUAUGCACAGCCAAUAUGGCAGACCAGAAGGACAAAACCUCGCUUCCAGUCAGACACACUUUACAUCAUUGGCGGGAAGAAACGGGAGAUCUGCAAAGUUAAAGAACUUCGAUACUUCAAUCCUGUAGACCAGGACAACGUUUAUAUAGCGGGGAUUGCAAACUGGAGUGAGCUGGCGCCCAUGCCGGUAGGAAGAAGCCACCACUGUGUUGCCGUAAUGGGAGAUUUCCUUUUCGUAGCUGGUGGCGAAGUAGAGCAUGCCACCGGCCGCACUUGUGCAGUACGGACUGCUUGUCGAUACAACCCUCGAAAUAAUUCUUGGGCUGAAAUAGGUCCAAUGAAGAACUGCCGGGAACAUUUUGUGUUGGGAGCUGUGGACGAAUACCUCUAUGCAGUCGGAGGUAGAAAUGAGCUGCGUCAAGUGUUGCCUACGGUGGAGCGCUACUGCCCUAAGAAGAACAAGUGGACUUUUGUUCAGUCCUUUGACAGAUCCCUUUCCUGCCACGCGGGAUAUGUUGUGGAUGGUCUUCUUUGGAUAUCAGGAGGAGUAACAAAUACGGCACAAUAUCAGAACAGGCUAAUGGUGUAUGAUCCUUCACAAAAUAAAUGGCUUAGCCGUAGCCCCAUGUUGCAGAGAAGAGUCUACCAUUCAAUGGCAGCUGUGCAAAGGAAGCUGUAUGUUUUAGGAGGCAAUGACCUGGAUUAUAACAAUGACAGGAUUCUUGUCCGCCACAUAGAUUCCUACAAUAUAGACACCGACCAGUGGACACGCUGCAACUUCAGUCUGUUGACAGGCCAAAAUGAAUCGGGAGUUGCUGUUCACAAUGGCAGAAUAUACUUAGUUGGUGGCUACUCAUUUUGGACGAAUGAACCCUCAGCAUGUAUCCAGGUGCUGGAUGUUAGUAAGGAAGGAAAAGAAGAGGUUUUCUAUGGGCCCACCUUGCCUUUUCCUUCUAAUGGGAUAGCUGCCUGCUUCCUUCCAGCACCCUACUCAACAUGCCCCAACCUGCAGCCUUUGCAAGUGCCUCAUCACAAGAUAGGCACUAUGUGACAAAAGGAGCGUGACUGAUGAGAGAGGAAGCUUCUUCAUCCAUCCUGAUUUCAUCUUUGAAUCAACCAAAAGGGGAAGAAUUGUUCUGAAAUUCUUUAUUGUAUUAAAUGCAGUAGAA